GGCGCGGAGGCGGGACCCUGCGCGAUGACGUGGGCGGGCGUGCGCGUUGACGGCCCGCGUCUCUGUUAGUCAGCGGAGCGGCCGAGGCCGGACGUUGCGGCCGAAACGCGGAGCCGCGAGCAGGUUUGAGUAGCGGCCGCGGCCACCGCGGGACGGCGCCGCUCUCCGCUACGGGCUUCCAGGUCGCUGUUGGCUGCACUGCCGGCCUUGGUGAAUAUUUGGAUGAAGCCAUUGGACUAAUUAGACUAAUUGCUUGCCAUCAUGAGCAGAAGCAAACGUGACAACAAUUUUUAUAGUGUAGAGAUUGGAGAUUCUACAUUCACAGUCCUAAAACGAUACCAGAAUUUAAAGCCUAUAGGCUCAGGAGCUCAAGGAAUAGUGUGUGCAGCUUAUGAUGCCAUUCUUGAAAGAAAUGUUGCAAUCAAGAAGCUCAGCCGGCCAUUUCAGAAUCAGACCCAUGCUAAGCGAGCCUACCGAGAACUAGUUCUUAUGAAGUGUGUUAAUCACAAAAAUAUAAUUGGUCUUUUGAAUGUUUUCACACCACAGAAAUCCCUAGAAGAAUUUCAAGAUGUUUACAUAGUCAUGGAGCUCAUGGAUGCAAAUCUUUGCCAAGUGAUUCAGAUGGAGUUAGAUCAUGAAAGAAUGUCCUACCUUCUCUAUCAAAUGCUGUGUGGAAUCAAGCACCUUCACUCUGCUGGAAUUAUUCAUCGGGACUUAAAGCCUAGUAAUAUAGUAGUCAAAUCAGACUGCACUUUGAAGAUUCUUGAUUUUGGACUGGCGAGGACUGCAGGAACAAGUUUCAUGAUGACUCCUUACGUGGUGACUCGCUACUACAGAGCGCCAGAAGUCAUUCUCGGCAUGGGCUACAAGGAGAACGUUGACAUUUGGUCAGUUGGGUGCAUCAUGGGAGAAAUGAUCAAAGGUGGUGUUUUGUUCCCAGGUACAGAUCAUAUUGAUCAGUGGAAUAAAGUUAUUGAACAGCUCGGAACACCUUGUCCUGAAUUCAUGAAGAAACUACAACCAACAGUAAGGACUUAUGUUGAAAACAGACCUAAAUACGCUGGAUAUAGCUUUGAGAAACUAUUCCCUGAUGUGCUUUUUCCAGCUGACUCAGAGCAUAACAAACUUAAAGCCAGUCAGGCAAGAGAUUUGUUAUCCAAAAUGCUAGUAAUAGAUGCAUCCAAGAGGAUCUCCGUAGAUGAAGCUCUCCAGCACCCGUACAUCAACGUCUGGUAUGAUCCUUCAGAAGCAGAAGCCCCACCACCAAAGAUCCCUGACAAGCAGCUAGAUGAGAGGGAGCAUUCCAUAGAGGAGUGGAAAGAACUGAUAUACAAGGAGGUAAUGGAUUUGGAGGAACGAACUAAAAAUGGAGUCAUAAGAGGGCAGCCAUCUCCUUUAGCACAGGUGCAGCAAUGAUCAAUGGCUCUCAGCAUCCAUCGUCUUCACCGUCUGUCAAUGACAUGUCUUCAAUGUCCACAGAUCCGACUUUGGCCUCGGAUACAGACAGCAGUCUAGAAGCAUCAGCUGGACCUCUGGGCUGCUGUAGAUGACUACUUGGGCCUUGGGUGGGAGGGAGGGAUGGGGAAUCGGUUAGUCAUUGAUAGAACUGCUUUAAAAACAAUUCAGUGGUCAUAUUUUUGAGUGAUUUUUCAGAAAAUGUAGAAUUCAUUUUGUAGUAAAGUAGUUUAUUUUUUUUAAUUUCAAGUGUUGUAAUUUAAAACUUAAGUUGUGUUUUUAAACAGCAACAAAACUGUAUUGUAUUUUUGCUGUAAUUAACUGUAUAAUGUAAACCUAAUUAUUUUAUCAUGGUUUAAAUUUUGCAUAUUUGCUUUAUCUUAUGCUGCUGAUUUUUUUUACUGAAUUUGUAAGAUUUUUGUUUAUCAAAGCAACUAUUAUGUGGUGACUUGCAUAUAUCAUGAAUUAUUUAAGAUGUUUAUAAGUUUUUUAUUAGAAUUUAUUUCAGAUGUUUGUUCAUGAUGCUAUCCUUCAGGGUUAUGUGCUUAUCAAUGAAAUAACCCCAGAGGAGUAAGGGAAAUAACCUGUAGCCAGUUAUAUUCAGGAAUAACUACUGUAAAUGAUGAACGUGUCAUGAAACCUCCAAUAUUUGCUACUUGCCAAUCCCAACUUAGUUAAAACCACUGGUAGGCAACCUUACCUAAAUUUUAGCAGACACCCUACUAUCUCAAUGGCAGAAUAACUCAGAGCAUGUCUUCAAAGAUGCUGGGCACAUCCCUCUAUAUUCUGAAUCUCUACACCAACCCAACAAAAACUUCAAUUAGGAAAUGUGGUGUAUUCUGAACAUCUGUGGCAUGCUUAAAGCUUUUGAUCACACAAAGUCAAGAGGAUACUUCAUGAAUAUACAUUUCAGUGGAGAUCAACAGAUGCUUCCCCUGUAUUAGGUAUGAACCUGCUUCUGUAUACACUGAGUUAAUCUCCUCAGGCUGUAGGUCCUGGUGUUGGCCGGGAGCCUGGACUUUCCCUUUUGUACAGUUUCUGGCCUCUGGACCUUUGCCAGUUCCUGUUCCUUAGCGGGUCAGUCUGUUGAGCACCAGUUUGUGGUGUUUCUGGCCAUUUGAUUCUACCUGUAGCAUCCUGUUUCUACCAGCUGUCAGGAGGUUCCAAAGCCUACUUAAACUUGUGUAGGUGACGUUUAAAUGAGCAAUAUACCGUUCAUCUGAAAAUAGUAGCACACAGCCAUAUGUAGGAUGUCAUUUUCUAAGGACUGUUUCUUCACAGUGAGCAGAGCAGGCAUAGUGGUGGUUCUUUAAUCUGAGUCUUUGAUUUUUUAUAUCUGAUUUCCAGAGUGGACAUUGAGUAGUGUAAGAAUGGUGCUGCUCCUGACAAGUGUGUGUUAACUGUUUACAUUUUAUAUCUGCAGAAUCCUUUUCUCUGUAACUGAAUUUUUCCUAAGUAAAAUGUCAUCGAGGUCUCAUUUCUGAAAUGAUGUCUGUAAUACCCAGGCACCUUUGGUAUUAUCUGGAACAAGAGGGAUUUCAUGUAAAUGAACUGGGGAAUUCAUACUUCAUGAGCUUCAAGGUUGUAGGAAGGAACCCCUUGGAGCUCACAACCAACAGGAGUAAGAGCAGGCACAGCUUGGCAGGUUUCUGAAAGGUUGCUUAGCAGGGGUUUUUUUUGUUGUUGUUUUUGUUUUGUUUUGUUUUGAGGGAUUUUUUUUAACAUUUAGUGUAGCAUUACUUUCAAGUAAGGUAUUUUAAGUCAUUGUUAAUGUGCAAUACUUAAGAUGAAGAUUCAUUACCUUUUUUAUAUACUUUGAAAUACAGCAAGUUUAUCAUGAUUUCUAGCCUUCCACCUUUUAGUGAUUCCUUUUCUUAUAUGUACAACAUGGUGCAUUAAUUUUAUUAGACAAGUAUGAAUUUGAGACUGUUAUGCCUCUUGGGUUGUAGAAAUAUAAGGUUGGAGUCAGGAUUUUAGCAGAAAUUGGAGCAUGAGUGAGUUAUUUUAUAUUAGUUUUGCUACUAACUGGUUUUGUUUUCCUUGUGAUAAAAUGUGUCACUAUUGUACUUAACAGCUGACAUGCUUUAGUUAGUUUUCUGUGUUUUGUGUUUGAUUGCUGAGAAGCCAUCUUUCUUGAUUCAGAUUUCGGUUAAGUAAGGAAUACCAGUUGUUCUGAUUGUAUCAUUUGUUAUAAUUGUCAGCCCCCAUUUGCCAGCCAUCAUGUUUUAGUUUAAUUAAAAAAACAAGCUUUCAGUGCUUAAUGUAAACUGAAAAUACUUAACAAAAUUAUACCCUAAAAGCAAGGUCUGUUUGUUAAAUAUAUGCCCCACAUACUAAGAUCCACUGUUUACACCCCCCACACACACACACACGCUUUGUUUAAAUCUGUUAACAUAAAUCUUACUGGUACUUUCAGAGUCUUAAAGCAUCCUAAGUAUUUUUUUAAGAAAUUACAAAUAACAUUUCUGUCUAUCAGUACUUGUUAAACCACUCUAUAAUUUGACUUUUCAAUGAUACAUACUUACGAUAUCUAUUGUUUACUGUCUAACAGUUGUUUAGCUGAGAAUUAGCAUUCCACUUCAUAGUUUAGGAAAGAGAGCCUUAUUCUUCCUACAUGUCUUCCUGGUUACAGUUCCCGUACCCACUAACACAUAGUGACCAUCUGUAAGAUGACCAUGUUGUUGGGAUUGCUUUGUUAUAAAUAGAGCAUCUCACUCUUUAAUGCUAUUUGUAUGCGUUUUUUACUGUGUUGUGCCAUGCUGCUGAUUGCCAAAUCUCAGAAGAGUGCACACCAGAAGCAAAGGCCCAGUAUGUUCAUACCUGACUUGUAAGAGAAGCAGUAGCUCCCACCAAUACAGAGAAGCUUGACUGUGUAGAAAGCAGAAGCUUGCCUGUCAGCCUGUAUCCCUCAGUUCUGAGCACAUCUCACUUUGUUACUUGGAGGCAGAAAGGACACUGACAGGAUAAGGAUGAGCAGUAGGCAAGGGAAGCUGUUUCCUGAGUUACAGAUAGAACUUGGUUUACAUUAUUGGCCAGUCUUUGCCACACAUGACCAUCAGUGUUGCUCAGCGCUAGCCUGCACAGCAUUUUGAGACUUUAAAAAAAAAAAAAAAAAAAAAAACCAACAUAGUAUAUUUUCAGAAAUACUGUUGUAGUUUGUGAGUGUUGUUCAUUAGCCACUCAUUAGUGUAGCGUGGAUGCAUGAUGCCCCAUGACCCAGUAAUUCUUACCAGUGAGUAGAGUACCUAGCACCGUCUCUCACCUGUAACCCUCUUCAGCAUUGCCUUGGGCGUGGCCUGUUGCAUUCUAGUGUGCAUCGUGUUUCUUCUGAUCUCUUGGGUGUUUCUGUGAACCACAGGAGGCACAUUUGUCUUAAUCGCACAAAAGAUGAAAGAGAUAAGGGCAUUGAAGCAGAAAUGUGUGGUUUGGGGUAAGAUAGGAAAACUUGUGUCCUAAUUCAUUUCAAAGUAAUUGCUCUUAGGCAAAGUGCUCUUAAGGGGAGUCUAGUAAGCAGCUUUGUGGGCACUUCUGGUUUAGAGUCUCUUCAUUACUGAAACUCCUGAGAAAUAUUACCUGUGGAUUACUUUUGCACAAUGUCCUAUUCUCACAAUGACUUAAAAUUAGACUAGGUUUUUAUUGAACUACCUCACACUGAUUUUCUAUGCUUUCCCAAGUAUGCUGUUGCCCUUACUGUUAGACCUUUACUGAGUGUAAAUUAUAAAUGUGCGUUGAAUACUUUAUAGCCACUGUUGACAAAAUACUAGUAAGUAUGUGAAGUGCAAACCUUGCAUCAGUAAGAGACAGUCCCGUGUAGUCUUCCACUGUGUCUGGGGAAUUGUGCUACAUAUGCUUAUGACAUCAUCACUGUUUUUGUAAGAAACAUGGUCGAGAUAUCAGUCCACGCUUUACAUUUUACAAAAGGAGUAAAUCUUAGUAAAUUUUACGAAGAAAUAAAUUACUUUUGUAGGCCCAAUAUUUGGUAUAUUUUUGCGAAGCUGUUAAUCUUAUAGCUGAAUGGUGAAGUUAAACUGAGGUAGCUGUCUGCCUGGACUGGGACGUCUAUUUUCUCAUUGCGGUUUACCCUGUUAAUAAGCUUUUAAACCUCAAAACAUAGGGUGAUAAUUAGAUUCUUCUUUUCUCUCUCCCUGUACAUGUCAUUCCUUCUUCAUCCCUCCUCUUCCCUGUGCUCUCCUCUCUUCCCCUCUCUAGACAGAACAAAAUGGGGCACUUUGUAGGGAAUGCUGAGAUCAUUACUGUGGUUUACUCGUUCAUGCCCUAGUCAUUAAACAUGCACCACUGGAUGUAAACAGUGUUAUCUAGUCUGUCAAUUGGUUAUAAUAUUUUAAAUAAAAAAGAAAAAGUGGUAUGAA
Molecule: messenger RNA, 5825 nt
Organism: Arvicanthis niloticus (Nile rat)
Lineage: Eukaryota; Metazoa; Chordata; Mammalia; Rodentia; Muridae
Gene: Mapk8
Product: mitogen-activated protein kinase 8
Biological process (GO): protein phosphorylation
Molecular function (GO): MAP kinase activity; ATP binding
Source: RefSeq, a predicted model, not a curated record